Aspergillus terreus NIH2624 is the source of this 498-nucleotide messenger RNA. RefSeq lists its product as uncharacterized. Lineage: Eukaryota; Fungi; Ascomycota; Eurotiomycetes; Eurotiales; Aspergillaceae. The record is from RefSeq and is a predicted model, not a curated record. The transcript has 5 exons. The coding region runs from base 1 to 498 and encodes 165 amino acids.
AUGAGAAGGCAUCUGAGCGGCACGACUUGCACUUUUACUAGAAAAUAUCGCCUUGUGAACUGUUGCGGAACAGCCGGAACAGCUUGCUGUACCUAUAUUAAAACCAGCAACGGUCUAUGGGAUCUACAGCAGCUCUCUAACAAUUCUAGGCAUACUAUUCGAAGGCUAAAGGAGCAUGGGAAAAUUUUUAUUUUCCAACCAAUCAAAGAUAGCACAAUUUCGGGCCGAAUCUUUUUACUAGCUACGGAGUACGUGUUAGGGAUGCACGCGGUGCGGGUUGGGUACAACCCGCAAGUGAAAUUUUAUGUAUUUUUUAACCUGCGCGGUGGCGCGCAAACCCGCGCGGGUCCUACUAGUAGUUCUAGAACCCGCAGCCCGCUGUGGGUUGCGGUGCGGGUUAACCACCCUAGGCCUAAAUGGACUACUACCAUGGACCUUCUAAUAGAGAAUGAGUUUUCAUUCCAAAGGGGACCUAUCAAGGCGUCAGUGAAAGUGUGA